GCUGGAGAAGCCUCCGGAAGCCUGCGUCCAGGCCAGAGCAGACUGGACGGUGCACUGGCCUCCUCCGGCUGCGGGGAGGGUCUUUGCGCACACUUCCACUUAGUGGGCACCAGGGCUGGGCCUCCAGGCCUCUGAGCGAGACUUCCACUUUCCUCCGCCCCGCCUCCCGGGCCCUGCCAGGCAGACGAAUCAGAAGGCAGGCCCAGGGACCGGCUCCCUUGGGCAGGACCUGCUGGGCUCCGUGGAGCUAACCAGCACCAUCAGGAAGUGCACAGCUUUCCUCCUGGGCUCUGCCGGCCGGCCUGCAACACCUCCUCCUGUUCGUCAGAUCGGGCUGGCCCAGGGUGGCCAGCGCCCCACCGUGCAGGUGCCCCUCCAGGACCCUGAGGUAGGUGGGACUGCUGCCCCUUCUGAAGGUGCCAGGAAGACACCUCUCUGCUCAGGGCUCCUGGGGCAGGGAGCCGGGUGCUGGGGCACCUGCCCCAGAAGGGCAGCAAGUGGCCUCAACUCUUCUGCCCUGUCCGCCUUCACAGCCACGUGGUACCUGCUGGUCCGUCUCAGGGGACUUAGCAGCAGGGUGUCCGGUAUGGGACUUGUGGAUUUUAGGCAGGAGAGGCGGGGAGCGGGCUGAACGUUCCAAGGGCCACCCACCGAGUGCUGGUGUGUGUCUCUGGCUGGAUGGGAUGACCGAGGGCCACGGGAAGUCGGAGAAACUCCUGCAAAGACGCCGCCUGCUGCCACCUGGACCUCUGGGAGCGUGGUCUAGCCCCUCUGAGCUGGAAACCACGUUCCCACGCUGGCUGAGAGCGCUCUGGGGCGGCGGCGGGUCAGUGUCUCCGUCCCCACCACCAGGAGGAGGCUUCUGGUUUGGCCCAGGCCUCAGAGAGUGGUUCCCGCCCCCGCUGGUGGAAGGGAGCAGCAGUGGGUGGUCCCAACACGGAUGGCCCCCUUGUUGGGGAGCCCGAGCGCCUGGGAACAGGCUUCAUCUGGGAAGGGAGAGGAGCCCCGCGGUGGCUGGUGCCCAGGACCUGAGAGCCUGCAGAGGGCGCCCGAGCGGCUCUGGGGCUGGCCGUGGGCGAUGCGUGCAGCGGGCCUGGCUCCCCCGUGGGCGGUCCACAGUCGCCCUUCCGGAGCGAGCCGCCUGGACCACUGUUGCACCACCAGCCAGCCGCCGGAAGGAGGAGGCGGUGGGGCUAAGCUCUGAGCGGCCGCCAGGUCCAGGAAGGAGGAAGUCCCCCACAGCCCUGCCUGGCACGCACGGGCGGGCGGGUCACUGUCCCAGGGUUGCCGCCCCAGCCUGGGUGCCUGUCUCCCCACACGUGCCCGGGGGGCGCUGCCGGUGGGUAGGAGGCGGUGGCCCACCAGCCCCACGCUUCCAGGAUGGGGAGUGCAGAGUCCAGAGCAGGGCCACGGUGUGGGGCGUGCAGUGUUCUCAGACGCCACCCAUCCCUGGAGCCCUCCACGUCUUCCUCCACUCUCAUCAGGGCGACCCGGGGACGGGAAAAGCCCAUGCGCCGGGGGGGCGGGGGGCGGGCAGCAGGGCCCAGAGAGGGCCGCCCUGGCUGAGCUGGUGCCCCAGGUCACAGCACCAGCACCGAGGAGGGACAGGUGAGGCCGCACACCUGUCCUGGACACCCCCGGCCGGGCCCGGCCUGUGGCUGCCCCUCCCAGCAGUUCUCCCACCGACCACAGCCGUGGCCACCGCCAUGUCAGACUACGAGAACGAGGACCAGUGCUGGAAUGCUCUGGAGAGCUUCCGCGUGAAGCUCAUCUCCGUCAUCGACCCCUCACGCAUCACACCCUACCUGAGGCAAUGCAAGGUGCUGAACCCCGACGAUGAGGAGCAGGUGCUCAGUGACCCCAACCUAGUCAUCCGCAAGCGGAAAGUGGGCGUGCUCCUGGACAUCCUGCAGCGGACCGGCCACAAGGGCUAUGUGGCCUUCCUCGAGAGCCUGGAGCUCUACUACCCACAGCUCUACAAGAAGGUCACGGGCAAGGAGCCCACCCGUGUCUUCUCCAUGAUCAUCGACGCAUCCGGGGAGUCGGGCCUGACCCAGCUGCUGAUGAGCGAGGUGCUGAAGCUGCAGAGGAAAGUGCAGGACCUGACCCAGCUGCUGAGCUCCAAGGACGACCUCAUCAAGGAGCUGCGGGUGAAGGACAGCCUGCUCCGCAAGCACCAGGAGCGCGUGCAGCGGCUCAAGGAGGAGUGCGAGGCGGGCAGCCGCGAGCUCAAGCGUUGCAAGGAUGAGAACUACGACCUGGCCAUGCGCCUGGCCCGUCAGAGCGAGGAGAAGGGCGCAGCGCUCAUGCGCAGCCGCGACUUGCAGCUGGAGAUUGAGCGGCUCAAGCACAGCCUCAUGAAGGCGGAGGAUGACUGCAGGGUGGAGCGCAAGCACACACUGAAGCUCAGGCACGCCAUGGAGCAGCGGCCAAGCCAGGAGCUGAUGUGGGAACUGCAGCAGGAGAAGACUCUGCUGCAGGCGCGCGUGCGGGAGCUGGAGGCCACCCUGCAGGAGGGGAAGCCGGACAAGAGCAGUCCCUACAUCCAGGUGCUGGAGGAGGACUGGCGACAGGCACUGCGGGACCACCAAGAGCAAGCCAACACCAUCCUCUCUCUGCGCAAGGACCUGCGGCAGGGCGAGGCUCUGCGUGCCCGGUGCGUGGAGGAGAAAGAGAUGUUCGAGCUGCAGUGCCUGGUCCUACGGAAGGACUCCAAGAUGUACAAGGACCGCAUCGAGGCCAUCCUGCAGCAGAUGGAGGAGGUGGCCAUCGAGAGGGACCAGGCCAUCACCACGCGGGAGGAACUGCAUGCACAGCACUCACGGAGCCUGCAGGAGAAGGACGUGCUGCGGAAGCAGGUCCGGGAGCUGGCCGAGAAGGCAGACGAGCUACAGCUUCAGCUCUUCCAGUGUGAGGGCCAGCUGCUGGCCGUGGAGGGCAGGCUCAAGCGGCAGCAGCUGGACACGCUCGUCCUGAGCUCUGACCUGGAGGACAGCUCACCCAGGAACUCCCAGGAGCUCUCACUCCCCCUGGACCUGGAGGCCGUCCAGCUCUCAGACAAAGGCGGCCCGGCCAACAGGAACAGCCCACAGCAGCCCUUCGUGGUGCUGCAGGAGGAGCAGCUUCCACUGACCUCCAAUGACGCAGGCCCGAGCGGCGGGGAGCCCCCCGAGAAGGAGCGGCGGCGCCUCAAGGAGAGCUUCGAGAACUACCGCAGGAAGCGCGCCCUCAGGAAGAUGCAGCACGGCUCGAGGCAGGGGGAGGUGGACUGGGAGAACACCACGGGCAGCGACAACACCGACACGGAGGGCUCCUAGCCAGCCCAGCGCGCCGGGAGGACGCCGCGCCCAGCCGGAGGGGCGCAGCCGCCCAGGCGCGCCGGCGAGCACGCACCGGGACUCGCACAGGCGUGCUCUAGCUAUGCGUGCGGCAGUGUCAGAAAUGCAGUUCCAUAAAUAAACGACCGGGGUCCCGGUACCGUAGCCUCUGCUGGCCUCGCUCCCGCGUACACCUCCCAGCCGCGCGCGCACCUCCCGCCCCCAGGGGGCAGCAGAGCA
Messenger RNA from Leptonychotes weddellii (Weddell seal), 3557 nucleotides. It is a transcript of the gene CARD9, whose product is annotated as caspase recruitment domain family member 9. Gene Ontology annotation, molecular function: CARD domain binding. Lineage: Eukaryota; Metazoa; Chordata; Mammalia; Carnivora; Phocidae. The record is from RefSeq and is a predicted model, not a curated record. Gene Ontology annotation, cellular component: cytoplasm. Gene Ontology annotation, biological process: positive regulation of canonical NF-kappaB signal transduction; regulation of apoptotic process.